AUGCCUCCAGUAGUGGUGGAAACUCGAACAGCCAUGGCGUCUUACGGUUGCAGAAUUCCUGCCAGAGCCCUCGUAAACAGAUCGAAGACUUCUUCUUUCUCACGAUUCUCAUCCGCGAAUACCCGUUUCCUUCCCUCCAAUUCACUCCGUCAGUUUCGUGCAAUGGCGACCAUUUCCGAAGUCUCCUCGCCAUUCAAGAAAGUCCAGAUUGAAAGAGAUAACUCGACAUUCUCCGCCUAUGUCAUUGGGAGAGAUGAUGCACCGGGGAUUGUUGUGCUUCAAGAAUGGUGGGGUGUUGAUUUUGAGAUCAAGAAUCAUUCCCAGAAGAUUACCCAGUUCGAUAAGGGUUACAAAGCAUUGAUACCCGACUUGUACAAAGGGAAGGUUGGUCUAGGUGCUGCUGAAGCUCAACACUUGAUGGAUGGUCUUGACUGGAAAGGUGCGGUAAAGGAUAUUGAAGCCUCUGUCAACUGGCUCAAGGAAAAUGGUUCUAAGAAGGUUGGUGUUACUGGGUUUAGCAUGGGUAGUGCCCUAGCUAUUGCAAGUUCUGUAUUGGUCCCGGGGGUUGAUGCUGUGGCAUCAUUUUAUGGAGUGCCUUCACCUGAGCUUGCCGACGUCACCAAAGCUAAGGUACCCGUGCAGGCUCACUUUGGUCAACGUGAUACCUUUGCUGGUUUUUCGGAUGUUGAGACAGCAAAACGUUUCGCAUUUGAAGUGAGGGUUGUCGAACAUGAGGUGUUCAUUUAUAAGGGAGUCGGGCACGCCUUUAUGAACAGGUCCCCUGAAGGGAUUGAGAGAAAGAUAAGGAUGGGAAUAAAUGAUGAAAAUGCUGAAGCAGUAAGUAACUUGGCAUGGCUCCGUUUUCGUGCGUGGAUGGCCCAUUACUUGUCGGGCUGA
Striga hermonthica is the source of this 897-nucleotide messenger RNA. NCBI's taxonomy places the organism in Eukaryota, Viridiplantae, Streptophyta, Magnoliopsida, Lamiales, Orobanchaceae. The record is from the annotation of a GenBank genome assembly.